AUGGAUGCCUUGACGUCGGAGAUACAAGAAGAGGCACCCUGGUGCAUGCUAUUUGCAGAUGACAUUGUGCUCGUUGGUGAGGAGGGAGCUGAGAUACAGAGUAGAUUGGCGAUAUGGCAGCAAAAGCUGGAAAGUGGUGGCUUAAAGAUAAGUAAUUCCAAAACGGAAUACAUGUUUUGCGACUUUGGCGGUCUUUCUGGCUCUGCAGCCAUAUCACUAAAUGGAGUUCCAUUACCGAUCUGCUCCGAUUUCCGGUAUUUAGGUUCACUCCUCCAAAGCAAUGGCGAAUUAGACCGAACCAUAAAGCACAGGAUUAACUCAGGUUGGAUGAAGUGGCGGCAGCAAUAUCCUUCGCUGUGGGAGCAGCAGGCUGCCGGACGGCCGGAGUGGAGAGCGCUCGUUAAUUCUAGCAUCAAAGGUUUUGAAAACUCCUUGAGCUGGGUGCCAGGCGCGACGAGCUGA
Achroia grisella is the source of this 462-nucleotide messenger RNA. RefSeq lists its product as uncharacterized. The record is from RefSeq and is a predicted model, not a curated record. The transcript has 2 exons. Lineage: Eukaryota; Metazoa; Arthropoda; Insecta; Lepidoptera; Pyralidae. Bases 1 to 462 code for a protein of 153 amino acids.